AUGAAUUGUGAGUUGUUAGAAGCUCAAAAGGAAUGUAUAACGCCAAUAUUUGACCGUUUUAAAGUGUCCUACAAUCGUGGCUUUAUUCCUGAUAAAGAUCCAUUGCUCAAAUUCACAAAUCCAUACUUUGCACCUUGGGAUGAGGUAUUUCAAAAUUUAUCACGACUAAUUGCCUCAGGAAAGCUGCGGGCGGUCGUGGAAAAAUUGCCGUUAUUGGAUCAUGCUGUACUGGAUAGCGAGGAAGACUGGACCAGAGCGCAUCUAGCUCUUUCUGCCAUUGGUAAUGGUUAUGUUUGGCAAAAUGGAGAAAAUGACCCCGUAAAGGUAUGGAAUCGCUUUAUUCAUUGUAAAAAUCAUUAG
Molecule: messenger RNA, 360 nt
Organism: Xenia sp. Carnegie-2017
Lineage: Eukaryota; Metazoa; Cnidaria; Anthozoa; Malacalcyonacea; Xeniidae
Product: indoleamine 2,3-dioxygenase qulI-like
Exons: 3
Coding region: 1-360 (119 amino acids)
Biological process (GO): 'de novo' NAD+ biosynthetic process from L-tryptophan
Cellular component (GO): cytoplasm
Molecular function (GO): L-tryptophan 2,3-dioxygenase activity; metal ion binding; indoleamine 2,3-dioxygenase activity
Source: RefSeq, a predicted model, not a curated record